This is a messenger RNA of Solea solea (common sole), 1738 nucleotides long. RefSeq lists its product as uncharacterized. Gene Ontology annotation, molecular function: nucleic acid binding. Lineage: Eukaryota; Metazoa; Chordata; Actinopteri; Pleuronectiformes; Soleidae. Gene Ontology annotation, biological process: DNA integration. The transcript is spliced from 8 exons. The record is from RefSeq and is a predicted model, not a curated record. The coding region runs from base 168 to 1478 and encodes 436 amino acids.
UUUGAGUAGAAGAAGAGUCAGGAGGCGAGACUCACACAAAGACCUACAUGCCUUGUACCUGAUGUUGUUGUGGAUUAUUUUGUGUUCGGUUAACCGCGGCUCGGCCUGAGGAACAUUUACGUUUAUUGAGGUUUUUAUAAAAGUGAGCUGUAAGAUUUUUAGCUAAAAUGUUGAGCGUGGAUUCGCUGCAAGUCGCCGAGGAGGAGGUGGUCGAGUCCAGCUCCAACAAACUCGGUGACAUUUACACUUAUGUUGCCAAAGGCUGUUUUCCUCAGAGCAUGAAUUCUUUACGGAAGAAGAACCUCCGAAGAUACGCAGAGAAAUUCGUGAUUGACGACGGCACGAUGUACUAUGUGGGACCCAAGAAAGAGGAGAAGAGGGAGGUGGUGAUCGAGGCUGAGAGGAAGAGGCAGAUUUUCCUCGACUGCCACUUCAAUGACAUCGGCAAUCACCUGGGCCAGAAGAAGACCGUUCACAGGAUCCAGAGCAAGUACUACUGGCUCGGCAUCGUCAAUGACGUGGUGGACUGGAUCAAAGUGUGCGAGACGUGUCAGCACAUGGAGAGGAAUAAAAACAUGUCGAGAACCGUGCGGCCCAUAAAAGUGGACGCACCGUGGGACGUUGUCGGGAUCGACAUCAUGGGUCCUUUUCCUGAGACGCGGCAGGGCAACACGUAUGUCGUCGUCCUCAUCGAUUACUUCAGCAAAUGGCCCGAAGUGUUUCCGAUACAAAAGGCCGACGGCCUCUCUAUUGCAAGAUGCGUCUCCAAGUGUAUUUACAGGUUCGGUGCCCCGAAAACUAUCGUGUGCUCGCAGAACUCUGACUUCUGCGAUGAGGUGACGAAGCAGCUGGCCGACAGAUGGAACGUCGUGCAGAAGGUCUCUCCCGUGGAUCAGCCUCACCUCAACCCGCUCCACGACUGCACGAGUACGACGCUGAGGGAAGCUGUGGUGCAGAUGGUGACGGAGAAGCAGAGCGAGUGGGACGACUUCCUCGACCCCGUGCUGUUUUUGUUCCGCACGUCCACCAACCCCAUGACCAAGUUCACGCCUUACUCCCUCAUGUUCAACAGGAAAGCAAACUUACCCAACGAGAUGUUACUGAGCCCGGUGAAUUAUGAAGAACUAGAGCAGGAUAUGUGUUCCACAAAGGAGGAGGCGUCCACAUAUUUGGCAAUAAUGCAGGCGCAGCAAAACUGUGUCAAACAGCUGGUUUUAACCAACAUGAACGCAGCCUAUAAACAAGAGAAGAAGAAGAAGAAAAAGGCCAAGACCACGACGUCCAACGCGUCCUCAAUGACUUUUAAAAUUGAGGAUCCUCUGUUCGACGAGGGAGACUCGCCCUCGCCGAAGAAAGUCAAGAGUGAGAGUUUAUAUUUGUCUUUCCCCGUGGACACGGUGCUGUCCACCGAGCAGAGCGGCUCAGACGACAUCAAGACGGAGCCGGUGUAUCACCUGACCGAGUCUGACGCACACUGAGCUUCAGACGGAGACGGAAGACGAGAGAGACACACAGACGGAGCAUGACCACGUCACAGUGAUGCUGUUUGAACAUCUUGGACAGAAGACGCUGGAAAUCCAGUAAAAAGACGAACCUCGGACACAGAAUUCACUGACUCAAGCAAAACUCUCAUUGUUUCUCAUAAAAACGUUCUUAACUUAUUCAUUUUCACUUUGUCAUAAAACACAUUUAUUGAGCUGCAAUAUGUAGAAAUAAAAGGUAUUGUUUCACGUGUGAA